Molecule: messenger RNA, 369 nt
Organism: Haemorhous mexicanus (house finch)
Lineage: Eukaryota; Metazoa; Chordata; Aves; Passeriformes; Fringillidae
Gene: ASDURF
Product: ASNSD1 upstream open reading frame
Exons: 4
Coding region: 84-359 (91 amino acids)
Source: RefSeq, a predicted model, not a curated record
CUGGUGCGGCUGGUUGCGGCGGCUGUGUUGGAAGUGGGGCUGUCGCCGCUGCCGGGUGAGAGCGCUCGGUGCCCGCCGGGGCCAUGUCGGGCCGGCCGCCGCGGCAGGAGGAUGGGGAGAGCGCGGCGCUGCGCCACAAGGAGGAGCUGAGCCGGCGGAUUAAAGAGCAGAAGGUUGUAGUCGAUGAGCUUUCUAAUUUGAAGAAGAACCGGAAAGUUUAUAAGCAGCAGCCCAAUAGCAACAUAUUCUUCCUUGCAGACCGGACAGAAAUGCUGUCUCAGUGCAAAAAUACAUUAGAUGAAUUAAAGAAGGCACAUCUGGAGCUGGAAAAUUCAGAAAAAGCUAAAAUCAAGAAGUAGUGGAUGUGAA